This is a messenger RNA of Plectropomus leopardus (leopard coralgrouper), 6112 nucleotides long. It is a transcript of the gene ppfia3, whose product is annotated as PTPRF interacting protein alpha 3. The record is from RefSeq and is a predicted model, not a curated record. Gene Ontology annotation, molecular function: protein binding. Lineage: Eukaryota; Metazoa; Chordata; Actinopteri; Perciformes; Serranidae. Gene Ontology annotation, biological process: synapse organization. Gene Ontology annotation, cellular component: presynaptic active zone.
GUCUCUCAGGUGCUCCGAUGGAGUGAACCGGGCUCCGAUGCGCCUUCACUUCUUUCUCUGUCGAUCAUGGAGAGGGUUUGUCUCUCAUCUCAGUGAAGCCUGGGCCAGGGGUCAGAGGUCAUCCACCAAACUUGCACUUCUCCCUCUUACCCCUGCAACCCCACCCCACCCCCUAACCCCCACUCAGCCCCCGUCACCCCACACUGUUCCCUCCAAACACCGGAACUUAUCUUGCGUCCCACACUUUUCUUUCACUGUCCGUCCUCCCCUCAGCACUUGUCUCUUGCCUGCCACCCAAUCAGCUUGAGAGGACAGACACCUCCUAACCUGACGUCCGUUUCAUGACGAGCCAGUGGUCCACCAGACCUUAGACAGCUUCUCAGAUAACCCCUCUCACACCCAGGCCUCAAGAUGAUGUGCGAGGUGAUGCCCACCAUCUCGGAGGACGGGCGCGGUGGCGGAGGAGGCGGCUCGUCUUCCGCGGGGGGCGGCGGUGGAGGUAUGGGCGGAGGAGGGGGGAUGGGAGGCAUGGGGGGCUACGGCAGCAGGGAUCCACGCAGUGGUGCUGGCGGCGGCAGUGAUGAGAGGGGCAGCACGGGCAACCUGGAGUCGCUAAUGGUGAACAUGCUGACGGAGAGGGAGAGGCUGCUGGAGAGCCUGAGGGAAACCCAGGACAGCCUGGGGACGGCGCACCUACGUCUGAGGGAGCUGGGCCACGAGAAGGAGUCACUUCAGAGGCAGCUGUCCAUCGCCCUACCACAGGAGUUUGCAGUGCUGACCAAAGAGCUGAACCUCUGCCGGGAGCAGCUGCUGGAGAGGGAGGAGGAGAUCGCAGAGCUGAAGGCGGAGAGGAACAACACACGGCUGCUGCUCGAACAUCUGGAGUGCCUGGUUUCCCGUCACGAGCGCAGCCUGAGGAUGACCGUGGUGAAGAGGCAGGCCCAGUCCCCAGCCGGGGUCUCCAGCGAGGUGGAGGUCCUAAAAGCACUUAAGUCCCUGUUUGAGCACCACAAAGCUCUGGAUGAGAAGGUGAGGGAAAGGCUACGGGUGGCUCUGGAGCGAGUGGCGUCCCUGGAGGAAGAGCUUCAGUCCUCCUCUCAAGAGGUUGUGUCUUUAAGGGAACAAAUCAAGCGGCGGCAGCAAGGACUAGACAACGGCAAAGAGCGGCUUCCCAACGGACCAUCGUCCAUCCUGGAUGACGGGGACAUCGACAGGCAGCGGGAGGGCGAGAUAGAGAGACAGAGGUCAGAGCUGGGACAGCUGAAAGAGCGACUGGCCCUCAUGUGCAGACAGGUCGGGGAGAUCGAGGAGCAGCUGACGUCCGCCAGGAGGGAGCUGGCCCGAUCGGAGGAGGCCAACCAGAAACUACAGCGGGAUGUGAAAGAGGCGCUCUGUCAGAGGGAAGACAUGGAAGAGAGAAUCACCACGUUAGAACGCAGGUACCUGAGCGCCCAGAGGGAGGCGACGUCUCUCCACGACAUAAAAGACAAACUGGAGAACGAGUUGGCCAGCAAAGACUCACUCUAUAGACAGAGUGAGGAGAAGAACCGGCAGCUCCAGGAGCGUCUGGAUGAUGCCAAGCAGAAGCUGCAGCAGACUCUGCAGAGGGCCGAGACACUGCCGGAGAUCGAGGCCCAGCUCGCGCAGAGGGUGGCAGCGCUCAACAAGGCGGAGGAGCGUCAUGGUAACUUUGAGGAGCGACUGCGACAGAUGGAGGCGCAACUGGAGGAGAAGAACCAGGAGCUACAGAGGGCGAGGCAGAGGGAGAGGAUGAACGACGAACACAACAAGCGUCUCUCUGACACGGUGGACAAGCUGCUGUCUGAGUCCAAUGAGAGGCUGCAGCUCCAUCUGAAGGAGAGGAUGGCCGCUCUGGAGGAAAAGAACGCCCUGUCUGAGGAGCUGUCUAACAUGAAGAAGCUCCAGGACGAUCUCCUGGCAAACAAGGACCAGCUGAUAGCGGAGCUGGAGCGGCUUCAGCUGGAGUUGGAUCAGCUGAGAGCGAGGCCAGGGGGCUCCUAUUCUAGUCGCUCUCUGCCAGGUAGCGCUCUGGAGUUGAGGUAUUCCCAUGGGAGCGGCUCGCUCCCAGCGGGCUCCACCACUCACCUGGAUCCCUUCGGUAACACCUCGGGGGGUGUGGUCAGGCGAAGCCACCGGGCCCGUUGGAGCUCCGCCAGAGAGGACUCUACCAAGUACCCAGACUGGGAGAGCGGGGCUCUGCUGGGGAGUGGGUUUGAGCCGGGCUUGGAUGUGGGCUGUUCCGAUGAGGAGGACGACGGGGAGCCUCGGUUUGGCUCCGAACUGCUGUCCCCCAGCGGACAGACGGACGUGCAGACCCUGGCCAUCAUGCUGCAGGAACAGCUGGAGGCCAUCAAUAAGGAGAUCAAACUCAUUCAGGAGGAGAAGGAGAACACGGAGUUGCGAGCCGAAGAGAUUGAGAGCCGAGUCAGCGUGGCUUUGGACAGUCCGCCCAUCCCUCCAACUUCCUUGGGGAGAGACAGCACAGGACGGGGCUUCAUCCCUUCGUCUAUAACAUCCUCCACCCUGGCCUCCCCCUCUCCCCCCAGCUCCGGACACUCCACCCCUCGCCUGCCUCACUCCCCGGCCCGCGAGACUGAUAGACAGAACAGCAAAGAUGAUGACCGGUCCCUCGCCCUUCUUGAUUCUACGCCUCCUUCCACUCCUCGUGCGCUGCGAUUGGACAGGAUGGCCCUCACCCAUCCAGGAGCGAUGCUAGAUGACCCCCGGGAGUUUCGCAGUCUCUCGGCAGAUGGCAGCAGCUCCAACAGCAGCCAAGAUUCUCUUCACAAGUCCAGCAAGAAGAAAAGCAUCAAGUCUUCCAUCGGGCGGCUUUUUGGGAAGAAGGAGAAAGGAAGGAUGGGUCAACCUGGGCGAGAUGGAUCUGCUUCUCUUGCAUCUACACCCUCUGAAGACUUGGCCUCUGGAGACCCAAUAGGGAUGAACAAGACUGGGACUCUGGGUCCAGCAGAUAAAGACCGCCGCAGCAAGAAGAAGCAUGAGCUACUGGAAGAAGCAUGUCGCCAAGGACUUCCCUUUGCAUCUUGGGAUGGACCCACUGUUGUAUCUUGGUUGGAGCUUUGGGUGGGAAUGCCGGCCUGGUACGUCGCAGCUUGUCGCGCCAACGUGAAGAGCGGCGCCAUCAUGGCCAACCUGUCGGACACAGAGAUCCAGAGGGAGAUUGGCAUUAGUAACCCGCUUCACCGCCUCAAACUGCGGCUGGCCAUCCAGGAGAUGGUGUCCCUCACCAGCCCCUCUGCUCCGGCCAGCACUCGAUCUUCGACAAGUAACGUGUGGAUGACCCAUGCAGAGAUGGAGUCCCUGAACGCAGCCACCAAGCCUCCGGAGCUCAAAGAGUUCAGCUGGGAUCAGAUACUGGCCUAUGGCGAUAUGAAUCAUGAGUGGGUGGGCAACGACUGGCUGCCCAGCCUGGGCCUGCCACAGUAUCGCAGCUAUUUCAUGGAGUCCCUGGUGGAUGCCCGCAUGUUGGACCACCUGACCAAGAAGGAGCUGAGAGGACAGCUCAAAAUGGUGGACAGCUUCCACAGGGUCAGUUUGCAUUACGGCAUCAUGUGCCUGAAGCGUCUCAACUACGAUCGCAAGGAGCUGGAGAGGAGGCGAGAGGAGAGCGUCCACCAGAACAAAGAUGUGAUGGUGUGGUCCAAUGAGCGCGUGAUGUGCUGGGUGCAGACUAUCGGUCUGAAGGAGUACGCCGACAACCUGCGUGAGAGCGGCGUCCACGGGGCUCUGCUGGCGCUGGACGACACCUUUGACUACACUGACCUGGCCCUGCUGCUGCAGAUCCCCAAUCAGAACACACAGGCCAGACAGCUCCUGGAGCAGGAGUACAACUCCCUCAUCUCCAUGGGAACCGAGAGGCGACCUGAUGAGCAGGAUGGAACGAAGACGUUCACCCGCUCGCCCUCCUGGAGGAAGAUGUUUAGAGAGAAAGACCUUCGGGGCGUGACCUCCGACUCUGCCGAGACCCUGCCUGCUAACUUCCGUGCCUCAGCCAUCUCCACGCCCUCCGUUACCCUGAGAAAGGUUCAGAGUGAUGCCAACUCUGGUGCCCGGGGUGAAUCUGCCUCAGUGAGGACGUACUCCUGUUGAGGGGCUGAGGGCGCUGACUGGAUUGGGACUAGAGGACCCCGCUCGCUCAUCCACGGAGAAAGAAGCAAUGAAUAUAACCAUUUAACUUCAAAAUAAAUCUAUCGGUCUGACCAUUCUGCAAUAACAGAAGCAAAGUAAUGAAGGGGGAAAAUGACAUGAAGAAUGUAUGAAUGUAUUUUCCGACCAGACUGGGAAGGUUGAAUGGGAUCAGCUGUUCUUUCUCUCUCUGUCUCUCUCUUCCUGUCGUUCUGUCUUUGCUCUUCCUCUCUCGGCGUGACUGUGCUGUGGGGUUUAACGAAGGACAACACUGGUGUCAGUCCGGCACGUUUCCUCCCCCUCCUCAUUCCUGUCAGAGUCUGCACACAGUCAGCAGAGUUGGCAAUAUCAGGGCUCAUUUUCCUACGUUCAGAGGGAACCACUACGUGCUGCCAUUUAUUCUCUUACAGUCUGAAAACAACUUAAACGUGUCGCCUUAUAACUUCUGCUCAACAACAGGUGUUUUUACUGAGAGCCGGGGCAGAAGUUAACCUCACCGUGAAGUUAAGAUUUGAAAAAUGACUAGAAGGAUGUUUAAAAUUGUAAACUGAUCGGGGGGGAAACGGCCGGAUGGUCAUAAACCGUGUUCUCCUUUCUGCUCAUGGUGUCCAGUGUCAGCCAUUGUGGCUCUAUUGUUGGCCUUGUCAGGGGUGUGUAAGUGUCCCAAGUUGGUCGGAGUGGUGUAGUAAAACACGUCCGAGUUCAGACCGCUGUUUGGCUCCGACCACAUCAGAGGGACCCUCCUCAUGCUUUGUCUUUUGGCACCUUGAAAGCCGAUAGGCUGAGUAAUCUCUUUUGAAGAGACCCCAUUAUAGAGAUCAAAGGCACAGAGGUGGACGGGACAGGGUGGAGCGAAGCCGCAGAGGCACUGUGUUCAUGAUGUCGAUGGCAGGGAAUCCAUUAAUUUAGUGUUGGUACCACUUUCUGUAAAGGUGUACUUUACAAAGACUUUAAAGUCUGGGCUUUAUCAAUGUUAAAGGGCCAUUCCACAGAUAUGUCACAUGAAGUUCAGUUUACUAGAAAUUAGAUAAACCUGUAAAAACAGUUGUAUAGUGUUUUCUAAGGUGCUGGAGAAGCUUUGCAAAAAGACGCUACUGAGUUGCAUUAUGGGAAAUGUAGGAUCCAGCAUUCUUGGAGCUUUACUUAUACUGGGGACUAAAAAGUCACGAUAUCUCCCUCUCUGAUGCUUCAACUUAUUUGAUUUUUUUUAUCUGCCUCUUGUGAGUGCCCCAACUUUUUCAAAGUGCAAUACUAAAAUGCUUGAGCACAAUAAAUUCUUAAUAAUGUUUUAUAGAUCAGUAAAAAAAAAAAAAAAAGCUACUGAUAAAGACAUAUUUUGGGUUGCUAAGUUGUGAAAAAAUUAAUUUUGAUGGUGUAAAAUUUGCUCUAGUUCUGUGGACCCCACAAAGCUCAAACACAUACUGUACAUUAGCUCUGAAAUAUAUAUAUAUAAAUAUAUAUAUAAAACUGCAGACUUUUGUAGCUAAGUAUUAGGAUCCGAAUGUAAAAGAGCAUACCUUUUUUGGACAUAAUAGUGAGCCAUUAGAUCCAAAAUACAGCUUUAAUUGGGCCCAAAAAAAUGAAGCCCGACCCUACGGGAACCCACAUAGUUUCUGUCAUCUUAAGUCUUUUCAUUAUGGUGACAGACCUCUGUGACACCAGGUAUGUUCCUUGUCUGGCACCGACUGGAUUGUUUGAAAACUUGGAGCGCUGCUGAAAUAUACCAUUACCACUGUUAUUUCGAGCAGCAGAAACAGAGGACGCUGAGGCAAAGAGUCAAAGGUCUACAUUAAAAUUCUGCUUUAGUAAUUAAUAAAGGGUUCUUCCAUCACAAAAAUAUAUCCUGUGUGGAUCUUAAAUCAAUAAUAAGUUGUUAAUUAAUGGAAUAAAGAGUUUGCUAAAAAGACAAAGCAAAAAUGCAACAAUAAUAUAGAUUUUUUUUUCAUAA